This is a messenger RNA of Diceros bicornis minor, 1188 nucleotides long. RefSeq names its product alpha-1-acid glycoprotein 2-like. The transcript has 6 exons. The record is from RefSeq and is a predicted model, not a curated record. Gene Ontology annotation, biological process: regulation of immune system process. The coding region runs from base 9 to 626 and encodes 205 amino acids. NCBI's taxonomy places the organism in Eukaryota, Metazoa, Chordata, Mammalia, Perissodactyla, Rhinocerotidae.
UUCUCAGCAUGGCGCUGCCCUGGGCCCUUGCCGUCCUGAGCCUCCUUCCUCUGCUGGACACCCGGAGCCCAGCGUGUGCCAAGUUCAGGGCAGCACCUAUCACUGACGUCACCCUGGUUCGGCUCUCUGGCAAGUGGUUUUACAUCGCGUCAGCCCUGCGCAACCCUGAGUACAAGGAGUCGGCUAAGAUGUACCAGGCGGCCUUCUUUUACUUUGUCCCCAACUACGCGGAGGACACGAUACAGCUCAGGCAGUACUUGACCAUGGGGAACAAGUGCGUCUACGAAGCCGGCAUCUUGAAUGUCCAGCGGGAGCGUGGGACCAUAUCCAAAUACGAGAAUGGCAGAGAACAUGUUGCCUACGUGUGGCUCACCAAGGACCCCAGGACCUUCAUGUUUGCCUACUUCCCAGAAGAUGAGCAGAACGUGGGGCUCUCCUUCUACGCUGACAUGCCGGAGGUGACCCCAGAGCAAUGGAGUGAGUUCCAUGAAGCCAUCAAGUGCAUGGGCCUGGACAAGUCGGAAAUUAUAUAUGCAGAUGUCGAAAAGGCGACAAUGUCAGAUCCCAGAGUGGACGAGCUGGGUACACGUCUGUGGAUGUAUGUGAAAUACUCCCAUGAUCAUUAACAUGAAAACCUCUCCAUCGGCUUGUCCCCCGAGGUCACCUCCUGUGGCCACCAGUGGCACAAAUCAUCCCUCGUCCCCAGGAACACUGGGAAAGAGCUUAUGAACACAGGCACUGGGGUUGGUCCCUGGCCUGCAGCCCGCCCCCCAUCUCCCAGCUGGGGGACCUCGGGGACCACACGGCCGCCCUGAGCCUCAGUGGCACCAUCUGCAGAUGGGGGUGAGGGAUCCAGGGGGUCAGCGUGAGGGCUUGGCGGGUCAUAAGGGCUUGGGAAACGCCAUCUGUUCUUAAGGGUUUGAGGCCCCAUUUUAGAGGUGAACAAGCUGAGGCUCAGAGAGGGAAAGUGACUGGCCCAAGGUCACCCAGCCAAGAAGUGGCAGAGCCGGGCUGGGACCACAGUCCACAGGUUACUCCAUCUCCCCCCCCGGGCCCCCUGCCCUCCCCAUCACUGUGCUCUCCUCUCCCCGUCUCCCAGGACCAGUGUGGGCUGCUGGAGAAGCAGCACGAGGAGGAAAGGAAGGAGACAGAGGAGGAGCUCCAGGAGGACAGAGCACUGGGUUAGGA